AUGGGGCCUGCGCUGGAGGCACAACGUACAGAGGUCGUCCAGACCGGCGCAACAUGCGUGGACCACGCUCAGGCGUCAGGGGGCCUAAUCAUCGACAAGGAAUCUGAGGUUUACAAGAUGCUGCAGGAGAAGCAGAAGUUGAAUGAGCCCCCAAAGCAGUCCACUUCGUUCCUGGUUCUGCAGGAAAUCUUGGAGUCAGAUGAAAAAGGGGACCCCAACAAGCCCUCGGGAUUUAGAAGUGUGAAGGCUCCAGUCACCAAAGUGGCUGCCUCGAUUGGAAAUGCUCAGAAGCUGCCCAUGUGUGACAAAUGUGGCACUGGCAUUGUCGGGGUGUUUGUGAAGCUUCGAGAACGUCAUCGCCACCCUGAGUGUUACGUGUGCGCCGACUGUGGCACCAACCUGAAGCAGAAGGGCCAUUUCUUCGUAGAGGAUCAGAUCUACUGUGAGAAGCACGCCCGGGAGCGGGUCACCCCCCCUGAGGGCUACGACGUGGUCACCGUGUUUCCCCAGUGAUGCACAGGCCACACGGGCUGGGCUCCCAGCGCGGUGGCGUCCCUCUCCUCUGCGGACAGCCCGCCUUUGCUCGGUGUUUCCCAGGCUCCCUCCGUGCAGGCCCUCCUUGGGCUGACUGACUCACGCUGGCAGUGUGAGGCGGCCUUUGACGGCUAAUGGCACUGGCUCCGUUCGUGGUCCUGACAGCAUCGCCGCCUCCUUCCUCACCUUGGUCCCUCUCUGCUGCAAAUGGCCGUCAGCCCCUCUCAGGAUUUAAUACGUCUGAUACGGAUUUCCUUCUUCCCCAAUA
Molecule: messenger RNA, 802 nt
Organism: Dipodomys spectabilis (banner-tailed kangaroo rat)
Lineage: Eukaryota; Metazoa; Chordata; Mammalia; Rodentia; Heteromyidae
Product: PDZ and LIM domain protein 1-like
Exons: 4
Coding region: 1-513 (170 amino acids)
Biological process (GO): heart development; actin cytoskeleton organization; muscle structure development
Cellular component (GO): adherens junction; stress fiber; Z disc
Molecular function (GO): actin binding; muscle alpha-actinin binding
Source: RefSeq, a predicted model, not a curated record